Molecule: messenger RNA, 1005 nt
Organism: Fusarium subglutinans
Lineage: Eukaryota; Fungi; Ascomycota; Sordariomycetes; Hypocreales; Nectriaceae
Exons: 3
Coding region: 1-1005 (334 amino acids)
Source: RefSeq, a predicted model, not a curated record
AUGCCACUCCACUUACUAGGGAAGAAGUCGUGGAACGUUUACAAUGCCGACAACAUCGCCCGUGUUCGUCGCGACGAAGCCGCCGCAAAAGCCGCCGAAGAAGCUGAGGAGCAGCGCAUGCAAGAGAUAGAUGCACAACGGCGCUUAGCUAUUCUUCGAGGCGAAGUACCACCGCCGAUUGAAGACGAUGAACCACCGAAAGAUGAGGAGCCUCCCGUUCGUGAUCGCGAUGCGUCGCAAAGGAUGAGCACGCGACGAAAACGAAAACAGCCAGGCGAGGAUGAUACCGACUUUGAGAUGCGAAUCGCUAGAGAAAAUGAAAACUCGGCACUUGUAAGAAUAGAGCCUGAGAAGAAGAGCACAAGCUCUGCGCCCCUUGUGGAUCACAAUGGACAUAUUGAUCUUCUGGGUGAUGAGAAGUCCAGAGCUCACGCCGAGAAGAAUGAAGAGGCUGAAAAGGAAGCCAAGAAGAAAAAGCAGAGCUACGAGGAUCAGUACACAAUGCGCUUCUCGAAUGCUACAGGAAAAGAUGGCGCUCUUAAACCUUGGUACUCUCAAUCUGAUGCUGCAGCCCCUGAUGCCUCGUCAAAAGAUGUAUGGGGAAACCAGGAUCCGAAUCGCAAAGAACGAGAUGCCAAGCGCAUAGCAUCUAACGACCCUCUCGCUAUGAUGAAAAAGGGAGCUUCCAAAGUUCGAGAGAUCAAACAGGAGAGGAAGCGUUUCCAAGAAGAAAGAGAAGAAGAGCUGAAGCAGAUGCGUCGUGAUGAACGCCAUCGAGUCGCGAUCGUGACGAGGAAAGGUCUCCCAAUCGACAUGAACGGAGACACAGAUCAAAAGAAGGAAGACAUGGCGAUAGUGGCCAUUCUGACUCACGAAUUCGAAGGCAUGAGCGUCACGAUAGAGAUGGGUCAAGGCAGGAGAGAAGACACUACGAGGGGAGUGAAGAUCGAAAAGAGAGGCCACGGAGAGACGAUGAGUUUCAAAAAAGAGACUGGCGAUCCUUAG